ACCGAUACAACUUUCAAAGAAAAAAACAAAAAUUCAAAAAAAAAAAACGAAAUUUCAAAUUUCAAUUAUUUUAUUUUAAUUUUUUUUUCCGAAGGUCUUCCUGUUUAGGGCCCUAGAUCCUCUAAUCUUCACUGUUUAUCUUACUCUCUUUCUUCUCAGAUCUUUUCCCAUUUUCUUCGCUAAUUUCUCUCAUUAAUCUUCUCGGCUUCAUGGAGUUUUGAUUUGUCGCACGCUUCACGAGUGUGCGAUGGAUUCCGAUAAUCUCUUGUCUGCUGGUGGGCUUGAGAUUGCCCAUCGAAAUGGUGUUUAUCCACAACUUCGAGUGUCUGGGGACGAUAGUGAAAUUUCAGAUAAUGUGAAUGGGAAUGUUGAGAAAGCCGCCAAGAGUUAUGUGCAGAAUGGAAUGGAUGAUAAUGGAACAACUGGGGAAGCUAGAGAAGGAUCGAAUGACUUUGUGGAAAUCAAUGGCUUGAUUGAUUCUAAGGAAGGGGAAUUGAAAGAUAAUGCGAAGCAAUCCAAACCUCAGAAGGUUCAAGGCAAGACCAAGAAUGAGAAGCCCUCUGGUCCCAAAAAUGUUUCUUCAACUUUAGUGAAGAAAAGUAAAGAUGGAAAAAGUGCAGACGUGAUGUUGACAACUUCAAAUGGUGGUUCUGUUGCUACAAAUUCGCGUCUAAAACAGCCUCUUAAAAGUAUGUCAUUUAAUGAAAGACAAGCCAAUGCAUCGAAGCAAUCUGAAAAGCCUGAUGCGGCCUUCUCUGAAGGCACUAUGGAAAAACCAAAGCUGAAGCCUCUGAAGAAAGGACCUGUUAAUAAAGCUGAGGGAGACACAGAGUCCUUAAGCCCCACAGCAGCUGAUGCCAAACCUCGUAGGGUUGGUACUCUUCCAAAUUAUGGUUUCAGUUUUAAGUGUGAUGAACGCGCUGAGAAAAGGAGAGAGUUCUACACAAAACUUGGGGAAAAGAUUCAUGCAAGGGAAGUAGAAAAGAGCAAUUUGCAAGCAAAGUCCAAGGAAACUCAAGAAGCUGAGAUUAAGAUGUUGAGGAAGAGUUUGAACUUUAAAGCAACUCCAAUGCCAAGCUUCUAUCAGGAACCUCCACCUCCUAAGGUGGAGUUAAAGAAGAUACCACCAACAAGAGCUAAAUCUCCGAAGCUUGGUCGAAAAAAAGGCUCAACUCCUUCAGAGUCUGAUGGUAACAGCAAUAGUGGCCACCAAUCAGGCCGGCUAAGUCUGGAUGAGAAGGCAUCUCAGAGCAUCUCCGGCAAAGUUAUUUCUCCUGUCCAUGCAAGGAAGCCACAGCGGAAAUCACUUCCCAAACUGCCUUCUCAGAAGACUAGUUUGUCCAGUGCAGCAAAUGAAGAAAAGACAUCCAAGGGAUCCAAUCAGGAAAAGGUAACUGCAUCUAAAGCAACUACUGAGGGUAAGAUAGCCUCAUCUAAAGCAACAAAUGAGGAGAAUACCACCUUAUCUGAUGUGACCAAUGAAGAAUUAUCUCCAGUCCAGCAGCAGGAGGCAGUUUCUACAGCUGAUUCAGGUGAAAGUCAGCUCUACAUGAAUCAAGCGCCAGUGAUUGGAGAGGAAGGACAGUUGGACUUGGUGCAAGAGCCUAUUGCACUGCAGCACUAAGCAUGGCAAUGGUUUCAAGUGGAUGUUCAUAUAGAAAAGCUCUUGACCUCAUUUGGCCUAAUAAGGACGUCUAAGACUGAAUUAUUUGAUGAUCAAGGCAUGAAAAAAAAAAUUCUACAUUACGGGUUAUGAUGUUGUCUUCCUCCAAUAUUCAGCAGCUUUGGUUGUUUCGUGUGUUGCGUGCAAAGGUUGCUGGGCUUGUUGUUAGGAUUCUGCAUUCCUGUUUGCAGCACUGUAUGUGAAAUCAUUUACCAAGUUGUCCUAAUUUAUGUUGUUUAAGGAUGGCUUAUUGAAUAUAUUUUGGGAAAUUUUGGAGUUGUCUGCUGUUAGAUAAUCCAUGAUCGAUUAGGGUUUGUCUGAACCUGCUGAACAACUUGGUAUUGUGAAUUAAGUCCAUUUUGAAGUUCCGAGUCUGCUACAUUGUGUAUAAAUGUUUUCUGUUUUAUUC
This is a messenger RNA of Theobroma cacao (cacao), 2072 nucleotides long. RefSeq names its product protein WVD2-like 6. Gene Ontology annotation, molecular function: microtubule binding. Lineage: Eukaryota; Viridiplantae; Streptophyta; Magnoliopsida; Malvales; Malvaceae. The record is from RefSeq and is a predicted model, not a curated record.